This is a messenger RNA of Necator americanus (New World hookworm), 276 nucleotides long. RefSeq lists its product as uncharacterized. Bases 1 to 276 code for a protein of 91 amino acids. The record is from RefSeq and is a predicted model, not a curated record. Lineage: Eukaryota; Metazoa; Nematoda; Chromadorea; Rhabditida; Ancylostomatidae. The transcript has a single exon.
AUGAAGCUGCUUUCGACUCUCCUCAUUGAGGCUGUCUUCUCAAAGCUCCGCGCCGAUGGAGUACCAGAAAAGCUCGUUCGCUUGCCCGAUGACAUGAAUGAACAAGCAAGUGCUCCAAUUCGAACACCAGCCGGAUAUGCAACACCAUUCGAGGUGGUAACUGGAGUAGGACAAGGGGCUGUGGCAGGACCCUUCCUGUUCAAUUUCGCCAUCGACGACAUUAUGCGAAGAAGAGUCGAUGGGUGUCCUGCCUACAGAAGGGUGCCCCUUGACUGA